AACGUAAUUCAAAAACGACGUGAAGUAAUAGGUCUUUAUUUUUUUUUCAUUGCGAAAAGAAGAACAGGUUUCCUAUGAGUGGUUCAUUGCCAAUAGUUUACACUUGGUUCGGUAAUCUUCGCCUUCGGUGUCACAGAGCUACCUAGAGACAAUGACAUGAAAAAGAAUGUUUCAUUUUUCAAGCAAAGGAUCCAGGUCUAGCCGUGUUAUCCAGAAAGAUUCUGCUAACUUGGGUUUGGAACACAGUUUUCAAGCUCGUGCUACAUCUGUCAAUGAAAGACCUGCACCUAAACAGAAUUCUGGUGAUCAGAAAAGUGCACCUGAAAAUGAUUGUCUGAUCAUGCCAUCAGUCACCAAUUCAGUAAUUCAUCGUUCAGCUAGAUUAAGGAUCUCGCCAAACUCAGAGCAAGAGUCAGUACAUGGUUUAGCAAAAAAUACUGACCCUCCUGAGCUAACACAGAGUUUACAGACAUUUCGUGAUUUAAAUAAAGUCCAAUGUCAAGUCAUGCGUCCAGUUCCAGCUGCUAUGACAGAGAAUUUUUCAAUGCCUGCUAAGCAUAGGGAUGUUGUACCUAGAUUACCAGCAAGAAAACUUCAUGAUUUUAAACACUUUCGUGAUGUACAAUCACCAGGUGACCGUAUUUUCUUCACUGAAUAUCCGUCAAAUCCAGGCAUCCCUGUCGUAUAUCGCUUGCCUGAAGAUCGACAUACGAAUCCUGAUCGCCUUAAUUUAGACAGGAGGAAACUGACUAUGUGUCCAGUCCUUGAAGGCGAGGAUAGCGUUAGGCUUCUAAACUUUCAGCACAACUUCAUCACAAAAAUGGAAAAUUUGUCUCAGUUGAAACGAUUGAUAUUCCUGGAUUUCUAUGAUAACCAUCUUGAAAAGAUAUCCGGCUUAUCUGCGUUGACAUCUCUCAGAGUUCUCAUGCUGGGUAAAAACAGGAUACGAACAAUCGAAAACUUAGAUGCAUUGACUAACUUAGACGUUUUAGAUCUCCAUGGCAACAAGCUUUCAAACAUCAGCAAUCUUAGUCAUCUGACCGAACUUCGAGUUUUGAAUCUCGCUGGAAAUGAUAUUACAGAGGUGCGAAACAUUCAAGGAAUGCAGGCUCUAGCUGAACUUAAUUUGAGACGAAAUAAAAUAUCUACUGUGGCUGAGAUGGAACAUUUGCCAAACUUACAGCGAUUGUUUCUUAGCUUUAAUUCCAUUCAAAGUUUUGAUGACAUUAAAUCUCUGUCACAAUGUAAGUUACUGUGUGAACUUUCUCUCGAUGGAAAUCCUAUCGCCUUUGACGUGUCAUAUAAACAUUCUAUACUAAAGAAUAUUUCAAGUCUGCGACAACUUGACAUGCGUAGAAUAACGGAAGAAGAAAAGAGGUUAGCAAAUUUCCUGUCGAAAAAAGAAAAUGAUAAGAAAAAAGAGAUAGGUCGAUUGAUUAAUCUUAAGAUGGCUAUAGACAAUGCUGAAAAGCAAUGGAAUAUGUUUCAUAUCAAAAAUCACUCAGAUGAAAACAGCCUACGUCCACCUGAGAAUACUACACCUGAACUUUUAAGUCAAGAAGAAACAUUGGAUGCUACUAUAUGUCAUCUUGCGGAGUUGGAAGGAGAAACUUUAUAUUUGUAUGGUCGUGGCUCACUUGAUGCUUUUGAUCGAAAUUGGGGACAACAAGCAACAAACACUGUCACUAAUAUUGUUUUUAAGUUUAUUGACUUUGACGAGAUAGUCUCGCAUCUUGGAAAAGUACAAAUUAAGUUUCCCAUUGUACAGAAACUUGAAUUUUCAAGUACAAAUAUCAAGAGUUUGCCUCAGAUAAAUGCUUUGGCUGUAAUUAAACAUUUGGAAUCUCUAACAAUCAGCGACGAUAAUCCUGUUACUUGUUUUCAUCUUUGGAAAUCAUAUUUGUUGUUUCGACUGGCUCAUUUAUCUUUGCAGUAUGUGAAUGGUGUGGAGGUGUCUGGGGAAGAUGUUGUAAAAGCAGAGAAAUUAUUUGGCGCGUUAUCACAUUUCACAACAUUGUGUCUACUGCAGUCCCGUCUGUUAUCGUUACUUGGUGAAAACAAAAAGCAUCAAGGAGAAAUGGACUUUGAGAAAAGUGGAAAAGUUGAAGGAAAACAUGAACGGACCUUGUCAAACGAAGGUCUGGGACGAGCAGGACUACGUUAUAGAGCCAGGAAAGAUGUGACAUCAUGGCAAAAUUUUAGCCACAAUUUCGUGGACAGCUUAGUGGAUAAAUGUACGUCCAACCACGAAAAGACGAAAAAAGUAGAAAGUAUUUAUCCACGAUUGUUUCAACAACAUGUUUUACAUUGUAUUGAUGAAAUGAAAGACCUGGACAAGUUUGUGGAAAAAAGUCUUCAAGAUAUUUGAUUUUCUUAUUGUAAAUUAUUGCUAUUUAUUUAAAAAAAACUAUAAAGCAAACAUAAUGGCCAGUUGCGCAAAGUUUCUUGAUGAAAUUACACAGGGAUUUCAAAAAGCAUUUAGUGAUGACAUAGAUAUAUUAACGUGAUGUUGUUUUGGAGUUUUUAAAAUAUCAUCAGUAUAUGAAAUGUCA
Xenia sp. Carnegie-2017 is the source of this 2552-nucleotide messenger RNA. Its product is annotated as leucine-rich repeat-containing protein 49-like. The transcript has 19 exons. The coding region runs from base 167 to 2368 and encodes 733 amino acids. Lineage: Eukaryota; Metazoa; Cnidaria; Anthozoa; Malacalcyonacea; Xeniidae. The record is from RefSeq and is a predicted model, not a curated record. Gene Ontology annotation, molecular function: protein binding.